Molecule: messenger RNA, 3690 nt
Organism: Closterium sp. Naga37s-1
Lineage: Eukaryota; Viridiplantae; Streptophyta; Zygnematophyceae; Desmidiales; Closteriaceae
Source: the annotation of a GenBank genome assembly
AUGGAUCCCUUUCAACCGUUUCCAACCGUUCUGGUCGCCACGCAAUGGGAGCGGGUGCAAGCGCUCAAGGAGUUGGACAAGCCGGCAUUUAAAGCCAAGAAGAUGGCGGAGUAUCCAAGCAUUGAGGCGGACCCUGACCUCAUGAACCUGUCUACCGGUGACUCGGAUGAUGAGGGCGAGAAGAACAAGCAGACAGGGAGGGAGUGUGUGCAAGCGCUCAAGGAGCUGUACAAGCCGGCAUUCAGAGCCAAGAAGAUGGCUGAGUACCCAACCAUUGAGGCGGACCCUGACCUCAUGCUGCUGUCUACGGGUGAUUCGGAUGAUGAGGGCGAUAAGAAGAACAAGACAGGUGAGGCGCGAGGGAGAGGGGGAAGGAGGGAGCGUAUGGGGGGGAAGGGAGCUGAGGGAGUGGAGGGAACCCCUGGAGCUCGGGCGUCCCCCACUCACGACUCAGGGGGGGAAGAGGAGCAGGGGAGUUCGGGGGAAGGGGGAGAGGGGGAGGGGAGAUUGGCGGGAGGGGGAGAGGGGACAGUUGGGGGAGCGGGGCAGGAGCGGGAGGGGAGAGGGGGGAGCGAGGGGGAGAGAAGAGAGAGGAGGAUAGUGCUAUUCCUAUGUCCCGAUCUCUAUCUGGUUCCUCACCAGCAGCAGCAGCAGCAGCAGCAGCAGCAGCAGCAGCAGCAGCAGCAGCAGCAGCUUCAGGUGCAGCAGCAGGCAGAGUUGGAAUCCGCCUGGCGCACCGAGCUCUCUCGCCUGGAGCAGCAGCAGCUGUGGCACUACCGCGACCCCCAGGGCGACCUGCAGGGGCCCUUUUCCCUCGCGCGCCUGCGCGGCUGGCUGCCCCUCAACGUCUUCCCUCCCGACCUGCGUGUGUGGCGCGUGGGAGAGGGGCCGGAGAGCGGGGUGCUGCUGGGGGAGGUGGCGGAAGGGAAGGUGGAUCCGUUUGGGGUGGAUAAGCAGCAGUUCUGGGCUGCUGCUGGUGGUGCUGCUGGUGCUGCUGCUGCUGCUGCUGCUGGUGGUGCUGCUGCUGGUGGUGUUGGUGGGGGUGCUGCUGCUGCUGUCUCUGGUGGUGGUAUGGUUGGUGCUUUUGGUGCUGGCGGUAGUGUUGGAACGGGGCUGGCAGCGGCGGGAAUCGGGCCACCAGCAGGGGCAAUGGGUCUAGCAGGGGUAGCAGGGGCAGCAGGGGCUGCAGCGGGCACGGGAGCGUUCGGUGUGCCAAGUGGUGGGGUGGGGGGACCUGUAGCACCCCAAUUUUCCCAAAUUCCCCAGGUUUCUCACUCCCCUCACGUUCCUCAUGCCCCCCAUGCUCCUCAGAUGUAUGCUGGCAUGGGGCAGCAAGGCACACCCGUUGGCCCUGGGGUUAAUGCUGCUAGUGGGGCAGCAGGAGUAGGAGGGAUGAUGGGGGGAGGAGGAGGUGAUGGGUCAGGGUGGCAAAGCAGGGGUGGUGGCAGCAGUGGGUGGGGGGGAGGGUGGAGUGAGGGAAACAGGCAGGUUUGGGAAGGAGGAGAACAGGGUGCUUCUGGGGCAGGUGGCUUUGGAGCGGGUGCUUCUGGGGAAAAUACCCCUGGGGUAGGUGGUACUGGAGGAUGGGGAGGAGAGAGUGAGAAUGGAGGUUGGCUAAGUCGAGGGGGUGGGGAGGGACGGGGGAGGGGGAAUGAGGAUGGGGGCUGGCAGAGUAGGGGUGGAGGGGAGGGACAGGGAAGAGGGAGUGAUGGCGGGGGUUGGCAGAGUAGGGGCGGAGGAGAGGGACGGGGGAGAGGGAGUGAUGACGGGGGUUGGCAAAGCCGAGGGGGAGGUGAGGGACGGGGGAGAGGGAGUGACGAUGGGUGGAGGGAUGGUGGUGGGAGGAGGGAGAUUUCGUUUCGAGGGCCGGGAGGGGGGAGAGAGCGAGGGGAUGAUGAGUGGAGUGGUGGUGGUAGUGGAAGUUUCUCUCUCGACCUGGUUGUCAGGGCACACGUGCAGGCGAGCAGGACGCAUCGCUUCCGUGUUGCUAGUGCUGCUGUCUCAUCAGCACCUCCUCGCCUCUCCCCGCAUCUCCCCCCACUCCUCCCAACCUCCCCUCUUUUUCCUCACCCGGUGCAAUCUUGCCAGGGCACACUGACGCCCAGGACCUUCUCGCCUGGGCACACGUGCAAGCGGGCAGGGCACAUCUCUUCUACAUGGCUCUUGUCUCAUCAGGCCCUCGCCUCCCCGCAUUUCACCCGCCCCAUCCCUUGCCCCCUCUUUGUCCUCAUCAGAUUCGCCCAUGACCUAGUUGCCAAGGGACAUGUGCAGGCGGGCAGGGCACAUCUCUUCUGCGUGCACUCCCUCUCGCGCCUCCCUCCUCCUCUCAUCGCCCCGCUCCUCUCCUCUCUCACCCUCCUCCUCCUCUUUCUCCUCUGGUCCUCCCUCCACUCCCCCGCCACCCAAGUCUCCCACUUCGCCCCUCCCUCCUCCCCCCUUUCCUCCCUCUCCACCCACUCCUCCUCCGCUCUCACCGCUCUCAACCCAUCGUCAAGCAUCUUCACCGCAUGUCAAGAGCUGCUAGCAGCACACGGCAGAGCCGUGAGUGUGGCAGUGGGGGCGGAUGAGGGAGGGCCGGGGGCAGCAGCGGCUGUAGCCGCCGCUGCCACUGCUACAGCCGCCGCUGCUGCAACUGCCGCUGCUGCUGCAACCGCCAACACCUCUGCCGAACCCCUUUCCAGCCAAAACCCACAGCAGCAACAACCAGCAGCACCGGACCAACCCAAGCCCGUCAUCCCGGGGUCGACCCUCCUCACCGAACAGGCCCUGAAAUCUUUCGAGCAGCGUUUCGAGUGCCUCGCCACCCAGGGUAUCUGGGAUUUAGACCCGGUCCCCCGCCAACUCCCGUGGUUCAAACUCCGCAAGGGUUGGUCUGGAUGGGAGUGUGAUGCUGCCUGGUCACGCCAAGCCUCUGAAACCGGAAAUCUGGCCUUCACCGCUGCCGAUGCUGUAGCUGAUGAGGCUCGGCAUGCACGGGAGUGGCAGGUUCGGGACGCGGCAAAGUAUCGGUGGAGGGUGCACAGGAGGUGCGGGCGGUGGAGUGCGGUGGAGAGGGGUGAGCUGGCGGGGAGGCUGGCGGGGCGGAGGGUGCUGAUGGUGGGGGAUGAGACGAGCGCCAUGCUGUUCCUGUCCCUCCGGAAUCACAUGCUCAUGCCAGGAGGGGGGGGGGCGGGGGGAGGAGCGGGAGGAGCAGGAGCAGCAGGAGCAACGGGAGGAAGAGGGGGAAGUGGGAAGGGAGGAGGAGGAGGGGGGUACGAGGGGCUGGAGCAUCGGAUCAUGGUGAGGGAUGAGGUUCCAGAUUUCUGUGCCAGGCUGGACCUAAGGCAGCAGCAGGACUUCCCUGUUUGCACGCAAUUCACGUUCGGCGACUCCGCGUCCGUCCUCUUCGUUCGGGAUGACGUGCUCCGAACCUCGCCGCCCAAUACCGACCCUGCAGCUCAGGAUCCGGCUGCCGGACCUGCGGACGCAUCGACCCUCUCGUUGCCCUGGUUCGACCAGAUCAAGGCUAACGAGUGGGCGAAGCGGCUGGUGAAGGCAGUUGGGGGCGUGUUCCUUGAUGUUGACCCCAUGACCGCAUUAAGACCGGAUGGGCACAUUCGCCCGCCAUCUGACUGCCUGCAAUAUUGCCUGCCUGGGCCUCCCGAUGAGUGGACCAGAUUGCUGUAUCACAUGCUGAUAGAUUUGCUUUGA